Molecule: messenger RNA, 7120 nt
Organism: Synchiropus splendidus (mandarinfish)
Lineage: Eukaryota; Metazoa; Chordata; Actinopteri; Syngnathiformes; Callionymidae
Product: solute carrier family 45 member 4-like
Exons: 16
Coding region: 1037-3673 (878 amino acids)
Biological process (GO): transmembrane transport
Cellular component (GO): membrane
Molecular function (GO): sucrose:proton symporter activity
Source: RefSeq, a predicted model, not a curated record
UCUCUCCCCCGACGUUACUUUAGAGGCGUAUUAAAGCUCUGGCUCCAGUCGCAGGCGCUGCGGACGACCUGUGCAACAGUAACGGCCGCCUGUCGGGACGAAUGUCGGGACGCUUCGCGGACACGGUGGCUGACACUACGCGGCUCGGUACAACAACAGGAAACAUAUCGAACAAGUACAGCCUGAACCAGAAGGUUUCAGUCAUAUUUUUGAAGAUUUCAAGUCUUUGAUUUAUUGGCCAAUCGAUGGGGAUUGUACGAGGAGCUCCGCCCACCUUCGCUGCCUUCCCACCUCCUCAUUGCCUCACCUGCGACAUCUCUUCCACCCCCAUCCACACCGUUGUGUCUAAUUUUAUCCAGCCUUCCAUACAAAAAAUGACUCAGGAGUUCACUGAGUGGUCCUCUAUAUGGAUUUCUACUGCUUAUAAUAGACAGUAAAGGAAAACAAGAAAUGUCAAUCAUAAAGAAGCCAUAAAUCAACCACAUCCACACUCACAUACAUAUACUUACACAAUCACACACACACAAACAACACAGCCACAUACUCAAACAGCCAUCACACACCUGCAACACAAGUUCUCGCUUGGAAUGUUCUGCACUCUCUUCCUGUGCUGAGUCAGCUGUUUGAUUCUUUUUUUGGGGGGAUUUUCUGCAAAGCUGAUUUGUGGGAAGAAGAAAUUUAACUCCUUUUGGAAAUCCCAGAUGGAUUAAACUUCGAUGUUGAAGCUGCAACGUUAUUUUGAGGACAACUUUGUUUUUUUUUGGGCCACUUUUUCCCCAACGAGGACGACCCCACUCGCCGUCUGGCAGAACAAUGAUGAUAUUAACUUGAAGUGACUUUAGUUUCUUUGCUUUUGGGGGGGGUUUAUGAAUAUUGGAGUUUAUCUGUUACAGGUAAUUUAUUUUACUGAGCACUUUCUACCAGUUAAGAGACUACCAAAUCCAAACAAAAAGCCUCAGUCAGAGAAUAUUUAUUUUUCCUAAGAUUCUAAAUAGCUAUAUAAGUGUGUUCAAAAGGGCAGGAUAUUUCCGGGUGCAUGCCCUCCAACAUGCCUCCCCAGAACACGGAGGCUGACACCAUGCAGGUCGGAUCUCUUGUGGGUGAAGCCGCCGCCAAAAGCUCGGCAAUGUCACAAUCAGAGGAUGAGAACGGAGCAGGAGAGACGGAUGGAACGGGUGGAGGAGGUCGAGGAGGAGAGGAGUCUCCAAGCGAAACAUCAGUCGAGGGAAUUACGCUGAAGAGAUGGGUGAUGCACGGAGCCGUCAUGUUUGGAAGGGAGUUCUGCUAUGCCAUGGAGACAGCGCUGGUGACGCCCGUACUGCUGCAAAUAGGUCUUCCAGAGCAAUACUACAGUCUGACGUGGUUCCUCAGCCCGGUCCUCGGCCUCAUGUUCACCCCUCUGAUCGGCUCGGCCAGUGACCGCUGCACCCUGCGCUGGGGCCGUAGGCGACCAUUCAUCCUCGCCCUCUGCAUCGGAACCUUAAUCGGAGUAGCACUGUUUUUGAAUGGAUCCCUUAUCGGAUUGUCACUCGGCGAUGAGCAAGGACGACAGCCAAUAGGAAUAGUUCUCACUGUGCUCGGGGUGGUGGUGUUGGACUUCUGUGCUGAUGCGUCGGAGGGUCCGAUCCGAGCCUAUCUGUUAGAUGUAGCAGAUGCAGAUGACCAGGACAUGGCGCUCAACAUACACGCUGCAUCAGCAGGUCUGGGAGGAGCUGUCGGCUAUGCGCUCGGAGGCCUCGACUGGACGCACACGUUCUUGGCAUCGGCUUUUAAAUCUCAGGAACAGAUCCUCUUCUUCUUUGCUGCAAUCCUCUUCACCGUGUCCGUUAUUUUGCACCUUCUUAGCAUCGAUGAACAGCUUUAUGUUUCCCAACAUGACCGACUCGACCAGGAAAGUCCAGAUCACAUCCAGCCUACGUCCUCGAACGGCAGAGCCGGGCUUCUCGCUCCGACGCUGGAAAUGAUCGGUGAGGAUGAGACGAUGGACAGCUACGACCUGUACGAUCCCUAUGGAGACGACCAGUCGGACAGAGGAGAUAUGGACUUUCUGGAGAAUGAGCUUGUGAGAAGUAAAAGUGACAGUGUUCUGGCCAUGGCUGAUGCCACCCUGGACCACCUCGAGCACGAGGCGUUGUUCAUGUGCCACAAAGAGCACUCCAUUUUCACUGACCACCACCUCCUGCCCCAUCACCACUCGCCUCCUAUGAUCACCCCCUUCUUCAACGGCAACCACAGCACCCCCCCGAGGCACGGCAGCCUCAGGCGCAGCAGCACCGGCAGCCAAGAGCUCUUCCGCCCCCAAAACCUGAACCAUCACCAAGUCCACCAUCCCCCCGCCAGGAUUUGCCGGCUGUCGGCGUUUCUGCAGGAAAUGGAGAACGACGAGGGACAGGAGGCCUUGCUGAACAACCAGCUGAACGAGCAGCGGACGUUAAACGGCCGGUUGAUGUCAUGCGUCCACGCGGCUAACAAAGAAGCUGGCAGUAGCAGGCUUAGCGCCAAAGGGCAAGCUAAUCGUGCUGGAAUGGUCAAAGCUGCCAGCACCGGCGCUCCGACGCGACAGCCUCGUCACCACCACACUUUCUACCGCCAACCGUCCUGCACCUUCUCUUACUACGGCAGAGUCGGCAACCAUCGCUAUCGCUAUCGCAGAUCCAACGCCGCUUUCCUCAUCAAACCUUCGCGCAGCAUGAACGACCUGUACGAGGUAGAGGCCAGACGCCGGAGGAACCGAAGGAGGAAACGUCAUCGCAGUGAAAACACCAACUCUUCCAGCGGGGAUGCAGAGAGCGAAGAGGGCGAGGUGGAGACCACGGUGCGACAUCUGUGGCUCUCCAUGCUGAAGAUGCCGCCAGAGCUGCUGCGCCUCUGUGUCUGCCACCUCCUCACCUGGUUCUCCAUCAUUGCUGAGGCGGUCUUCUUCACCGACUUCAUGGGCCAGGUCAUCUACCAUGGAGAUCCCACUGCUUCUGCAAACUCCACAGCCUUGGACAGUUAUCACAAAGGGGUUCAGAUGGGAUGUUGGGGGCUUGUUAUAUACGCCAUGACUGCUGCUACAUGUUCAGCCCUGCUUCAGAAGUACCUGGAUAACUUCGACCUGAGCAUCAAGAUCAUCUACAUCCUGGGAACACUUGGCUUCUCCAUCGGAACGGCUGUCAUGGCGAUCUUCCCCAACGUUUAUGUGGCGAUGGUGAUGAUCAGCACCAUGGGCGUCAUCUCCAUGAGUAUCUCCUACUGCCCAUACGCGCUGCUCGGGCAAUAUCAUGAAAUGAGACAGUACAUCCAUCACAGCCCUGGCAACUCCCGAAGAGGCUUUGGCAUCGACUGUGCCAUCUUGUCUUGCCAGGUGUACAUCAGUCAGAUCCUGGUAGCCUCAGCGCUGGGAGCGGUUGUGGAGGCAGUCGGCAGCGUUCGCGUGAUACCCAUCGUGGCCUCCGGGGGCUCUCUUCUGGGAUUCCUCACUGCUUGCUUCCUGGUCAUUUACCCUGCGCCCAACAACGGGGAGGUCAAAGCCUCUGAGAAACACACUUUGACGGCAUCGGAAACCCCCGACGGCAAAGGUGUGGCAGUGAAGGUGGUGAAGGAGAAGCCCAGCUUCCUCAAACUCAGCAAGGAUGGGAAGGCCACCAGCACAACAGCUUCCUGUCACAUGGAAAAUGAGUCUGCUCUGUGAUGGGAUGAUGCAGGCCACGACGUUCUGCUCUUAAAAAAGCCAACCAUUUAAAAUCCAGUCUGCCCCGUUCUACUGGUUAGUGACCAGUGAUUUGAGUCUCUGGGAUGCUACUGAGCUGGACGACCAGUUCAGGGACACUUGAAUGCAAAUGGCUUUGGAUGUACGCGUGACUUUAUUGAUGAACCUUUCUUCCACCAAACCUGCAAUUCUGAAGAAAAUCGGCCUAAAUAUCGGUCUUCACUGCUGUGGACUUUGGUGUGAGGGGUGCUCACCAAAACAUCUGCUACAGUAGCAUUUCUAAGAGGAGAAAAAUUUAGAUAUAUAUAUCUCGAUACCGAUGGCCUAAAGUUACUGUAAGUCGUCUUAAAUGAAACCUUAUUUAAACCUCAUUCCAGGACAGCAAGGACGAAGAUGACGAGAGGAAGAAAUGGCAUUGAUGCAAAAUGUGCAUUCACGAGGGCAUUACACUCACAAACACCUGGUUCCUGACCAACUGUGGGCAGACGAGUGACUGGUGUGUGUGUGUGUGUGUGUGUGUGUGUGUGUGUGUGUGUGUGUGUGUGUGUGUGUGUGUGUGUGUGUGUGUGUGUGUGUGUGUGUGUGUGUGUGUGUGUGUGUGUGUGUGUGUGUGUGUGUGUGUGUGUGUGUGUGUGUGUGUGUGUGUGUGUGUGUGCGUGUGUCAAAGCAAUUUACGUAUCCGCACAGGUCCGAUCCACACCUUCCGUCAUAGAAUCAUUUAGAAGACAGUAUCUCUGUUUGGUGGACGCAUCCAGCGGACGUCUGUAGUCAUGUGACUCGAGCAGCCGUGACAUUCUUCGUGGACAAAAUACUGAAGAAUUCAGCUCAAUUAUAUUGUUACAUUUAACUUGCAAAAAAAAAAGUACAACAAAAUUGUUGACGGAAUUGUUGACGGUCAGAAUGAGGAUACAACCCUGUGUUGGGACCACUUACCCUCCUAUCUUACCGACAAGUGGUGUCGGAAGUAGGAUGAUUGAGGUGGGAUGGUUAGGAAGGGUCGCGCUAAGCAACAUUACCAAAGUCACCAGGCUGACUCUUUCUUCAAGUGAAUUUCUUUGACCCCACACCUGCACUCAAGUGUCGUAGAAAAUGUGAGCGCUGGAUGAACUGUGAAGCUGAAGUGAUCUUUUGAGCGUUGUGAGUUGCCCACGCGGGGAGUGUUGGAAGUUGCUGACUAUUAGACAAAAAAAAAUGGCUGGUUGGGAUGUGCUCCUCCUGGGAGUCGGUGUGGAAUUUGGGCAGACGGGGUUUGAAAACAAGUUUGAGUCCUUUAAAGGGGUUUCAGGGUUUAUUUUACUGUAUCAUAAUGAGACGUUUUAGAAUUGACUCACGGAUCCUUUUUACUCGUGAAUAGUUGCAGAGUUUCCACAUAGAUUACUUCCAUCAGGUACAUUCUGAGUAGAGAGAGUCAUGUUAGGGGGUGGAGGCCCAUCCGAGCGAUGACGGUCUCCCAGUGAUACUCACCAAAAUACCUUUAGUGUUUGAAGGUUUGCAUGCAAGAACAACAAUAUGCAUGUGCAGAACACCAAAGUCUGACUUUACUAACCACUCCACGCUCUUCUCCCGCUGUCGUCAUCAGUCAGGGACGUGUUCAUGCAUGACAGUGUCUUUUGUUGUGUCUUCUGUUCCCCUGCUCAAGUCUGAAACUCUACAUUGUACUUCUGAAGCCGAGUGUGGCGUCCAACGCUCAUCGAAAGCAUGUGACUUAAAAAAAAAAACGAUUUGCACAUUUAAGAGUAAAGUUUGUGACAACACGCCUCCUGUAGAGAACGACCGCACUCGCCGUGCCAAACCCGCAGGACGUGCGUCAUCACGAGCUUCUCGUUGCAAACGUCUCCCACUGGCGACUACUUGAAAUGCAACUUGAAAGUUUUCUGUUUCACUGCAGUGCAAACUCUUUUAUUUUUGGGGGCCUGAGACGCGGCGAGCCUUUUCUUGUCCACUCUGGAAUGUUCAGACAGCAGCCUCGCGCUCGGCCUGCUGGGAGAUCUCAUCCUUUGAUUCCAUCUGGUGACUUAGAAGAUAAAAGUCAUUGAAUGUAAAGAGGACGUCCUGCGAACUCCUCUUCGCUUAGAUGUUUAACACGCCGCUGGGCCUGACGUUGCACGAAUCUUGCACAUGAUAAGUAAAGUAGAAAAUAUGUUGGUCGUUGAGAAAGAAAAACUCUGGAUAUUUAUUUUUUUAGGUUUGACUUUUAUUUUUUCCACAAUUCAAUUUUUUGGGUUGGUUUGCUCUUACUACUGGAAUUGUGCUACCUCCACACUACUACAAUACACAGUCAUUUGAAAAUGGAUUCCACCUGAAUUCUUUGUCCCCAUUUGUAACCAAAGAGAUUUGAACGUGGCCCUUUCAUGAGUGUUUAUGGCUUGGAUCGCCUCGCUACACAGUGUAAACUUGACUGAAAGGAUAAAGGAUUAACAAGAUCUCAAAAAUGUGAGGACAAAAGCCUCCCGCUUCCAUCAGCAAUGGUUCAGGAGGUGAGACCAAAUAACAAAAUCGAAUCUUCUUGCGUAUAUUAAGUUUUAAGGGCCUAGUCUGAUGUUAGUUUGCAACAGUUUUUGUCAGAAAUAAUUCAAAUCAUUUUUGAAUUGUAGAUUUACAGCCCCUAAAAGGCCACGUUUGUAGCACAGAAGCGAGUAGAAAUACAGAAGUUCAAACACUUGAGUAUGGAAUGGCUUAACUUGUGGGACUCAACUGCAGUGAUGUGCAGUGACAGCUUACACAGUUUUGGUGAGUAAUCUUGCCGCCCUCUACCUUUAGAUGAUGAUGAUGUGAUGAUGGUGGUGGUGAUGCCUUGCCUUACAAUUGAAGUGCUGCACACAUGCCAAAUAUGAAGCUCAAGAGUGUCUUGAUGGUUCCAAAUGUAGCAGUGUGGAUGUAGCUUCAGGUGAACCGUUGGUGUCUUGAUGGUUUAUAAAAUCUCAUCUCAGUCUUCUACUCUGGAAUGGACAGUUGCAAUACACUUUCCAGCUCGAUACAAUCUUUUCCCUGUUCUCCAAAGGCAAAGUCUCGCACACACCGGUCAGUCUUUGCACUUUCAGCGGCAGCCACCGUGGCGCCGCCUCCCUACCUGGUGCUUCCGUGCCAGCAGAGCACUCCAUGAAUGUGAGGAUGCCGAGUGCGUGCUAGAGUUGUCCAUGCAGCCAGCUGAACCCUGUGUGAGACUCUGCCUUGCCUGACGCUGUGGUGACGACAGAGAAACACUUAUACACUUUGACUUUAAAUCAAGAUUAAAGAAUGGGAAAGCAAGUAUGUGCGGUGUACAAUAUAAUAUGCCUUGUGUGACAUAAGUCCAUGUAUAUUUUUGUCCUUUAGAUUCCUUUUAAUUGCUGCUAUUAAAAAGAUGAUUAUUUUUUUCGGUAGUUUUGUUUUCUAUAUAAAGUCUGUAAAUAUCUCUAUUCUGUAAAUAUGCUUGUACAUAUAUAUACA